AUGCGCGAAAUGUAUCAGAUUGAGGAAGAGUACAGUCCCGGUAGCCCAGGAGAUCCGAUGAUGAAUGCGCUAAUGGGCAUGGAUCCUUUUUACGAUCGAUUUCCAUGGUUUCGAAUGAUUGGAAGGGCCUUUGUUUAUCUAAACAAUCUGGUACACAAUGUACCACUACUGCACAAAGUAGUGAUUGUAAACGAGAAAGCGGAGGUCCAAGGCCAUCUUCGUGUCGCAGUCGAGCCAGUCAUAGACGAUGAAAUAAAGCAGUGCAAAGGAGUUCAACAGUCUGUCAAAUGCCACUUUCGCAAAGAAGACUUUGUGAAGCAAGCACAGCGUGCAGAUGCUACUAUGGAAUCGAGUAACGAGCGCUUUGUUGAGGGAAUAAACACGAAGGAUGAUGAGACGCAGCAAGUAGUCGAGAAAGUGGAUGAAGAAGAUGAGCAGUAUCCGGAGCAUAUGCAGCCCGAUACGGAAUACUACUUCCGUAUUACAGUUAUUGAGGCUUCCGGUAUUUCCGAACAGUAUGGCGACGUCUUCUGUCAGUUCAAUUUUCUGCAUCGUCAUGAUGAAGCAUUUUCAACAGAACCUAUGAAAAAUACUUCAAAAACUCCACUCACUUUUAAUCACGUCCAGGUAAGCAGACUAUGGUAUUUGGUAAAUACAGUGCGGGUUCAUCUUAAUUAAGC
Molecule: messenger RNA, 680 nt
Organism: Gongylonema pulchrum
Lineage: Eukaryota; Metazoa; Nematoda; Chromadorea; Rhabditida; Gongylonematidae
Source: the annotation of a GenBank genome assembly